AAAUCGCGGUUGUAAAAAAAAUAUUAUUUUCCAAAAUUCCAAUUUUUAUAUAAACAUAUAUUCAAUCAAAAAACGGUGUCUAAACAUAUAUGUCCCUCACAAUGGUAUGUUCCGUGUGUUUCCUUGUUUUUAGAAUAAUUAGUUUGAAAAUUAAAAUAAAUCAACCUAACAUCAAUGAUAGAAUAAACAGAACACGAAACUCUUUACUAAUCAAUGUACAUAUUUUUUGAAUUCUAACAAAAGGGAAAAAGCAUUUACUUCAAGAAAUGUGUAGAAACAUAAAAACGAUAAGAAGUACGUUUGAAUGACUAUAUACACACGUAAAAUGAAAGUAAAUAUUACACAUGUCUCUGGCAUGUUUUUUCUUCACAAAACCCAAAUUUGUCAUUUUUAUGAAAAAACACCCGUCUCCCUAUUUGGACAAACGUUAAUAAGUACGUUUAAAUUAUUAGCCUUUAGUUAGACCGUCAACGGCCAGAGAAAGUUCAAAAGGUCAACUUAUUCUUAUUAAUCUGUAAGCGCUUAGAGAAGAAAACAAAAAAAACUUUAAAUAUAUAUUUUAAAAUGCUGAUUUUUCUGCGACCAAAAAUUCUUCAAGCUUCUGCUUCAGCAUGGCCGCAGUCCAAUGACUGAAACAAGUAAAAAGAUUUUUAGAAAAUAAAAAACAACCGUGGGGAUUAUAAAAAGAUUUCAAGAGAUUUGGCUGUUGUUUCUAACAUGUGGAGAUACCUUCUAGGCUUAACUUCACGCGCUGGUUGAAAAUCAUAAAAAAAAUUCUGGGGUCGUUACAUUUGACUAAAAAUUCUUCAAGGCGGUGCCCAAGCAUGGCUGCAGUCUAGUGACUGAAACAAGUAAAAGGUGAAAAAAAAAAAAACGAAAAAAUAAUCGAAAAAUAUAACCGUGGAGCUUUUGUCCACUUUCACACUUUAACGAUGGGGCUUUUGUCCUACACUCACGACAGAUAUGUAGUUAAAAUUAUCAAGUUCCCCAUGACAGGUAGUCUUUCCCCUCAAUUUUUAAUUAGUCUAUAUGGCAACGGGACAUUGAUAAGUAUAAUGGUUUCAAGGCAUUUUGAAACGAGAGGACAUUAGUUGAUGCUUUGAUGCUAGUACUUGGGUGCUAUUUUAUUUUAUCAACCCUAAACGGAUGAAAAGAAGCUUGACCUUGGUGAGAUUUGAACUCAAAAUGUAAAAUUGAUAGAAAAAUGCCCUCUGGUAUUUUUCUGACAUAUUUACAAUUCUACCAGCUGCCUGGUAGAAUCGAAACCCACAAGAGUACCUCUUUUCAUAGUAUUCCUGUUCUACCCAAACGUUUGAUUCUAUUUCAAGUGGGAUAAAAAAAUAAAAACCCUUAGCCUAUAAGGGUUACUAGUAUAUGAUCAUAUAGACUUCAAAGGGGUUGGUAUUGGUCUGCAUCAGCAAGAUUUAUAUUACACAUUAAAAUUAAUCAAAAAGAUUACAGGGAACUUGUGAGGAGUGGAAAAUCUAAUGUUUUGUACGGUGUCUUUCAAAGGAAAAGUUUACAGGAGAGAAAUUAAUGGGACACAACAGAGUUUUACAUCCCGUCUGUUAAAAAAAAAACUGGCUGCAUCUGAUAAGGAAUGCAGGACCAAGUGAGCUUCACCUGUGAACAGGAAGUGGUAGGAUAAAAAGUAUAAGAAAGAAAAAUGGAAUGAGAAGUAGGUAAAAUCAGUAGGGAGAUGAAGACAAAAGAUGAGGAGAGAGGAAGUUGGAAGAUAAGAAAGAGUUUACACACAUACAUAAUUACAUUUUAACAUGCACUUUUUCACGCUUGCAUGUGUCAAACAUAAUUUGUCAAGGCAGACUUUCUGUAGCUGGAUUCCUUUCCUGUUGCCAACCCUUAUCUGUUUGUGAGCAAGAUAAUAUUUAUGUGUGUGUGACUUCCAUACUGUUUCCAUCUCCAAAUUCUUCUUGUAUGGCAUCAGUCAGUCUGUGACUAUGCUAGUAAACACUUUCUUGGAGUGCCACAAACUGGGUUUAUCCUAAUCUCAACCUAUUCUCUGCAUCAUGAUCUGAAAUGUAAAAUGUUUUCUACCCUGUUGAUAGAGGCUCGAUUUAUCCAAUGUGUAUUUGCUUCCAUUACUGCCCGCAUAUUUUGGUGAACUACAUCUACCAUCGGUAUGAUAGAACUCUGAGCCCUCAGAAACAGCUGUUGGACUUAUGACACCUUACUUCUUCCCUUUUGAUUUUCUCUGUCAUUUUAUAUUCUGUAAAAUUACACCUAUAAUUCUAAAUACAGAUGAAAAUAUUCAGGAGUUGCUAAAAUCAGAAUCUUCUAGUUUUGAAAAUGAAAAUGUCAGACUCAAUUUUCUUCGUCAUAUUGCAAAUAUUUUAACUUCAAAGAAUCAAGAGAAAUGCUCGUCAGAUAGUAACAUUUUCUGUUGUUUGGAGCUGAUUAUGACAGAAUUCCUCAAAGCUUCAAAAUCUGAAAAUUCAAAUGAAAAUAAAGCAGAGAAAAAAUUAUUAAAUAAAUGUCUGUUAACAUUUUUACAGCAGAAAUUAGCCUUUGGGUUGUAUAAAAGAGUCUUGGCAUCUGUCACAGAUGUUAUCUCCUGUCUUGAAAGGCCCUUGCAACUUUCAGAUUUUUUAUUUAAUUCGUUUAAGAUGGGAGGUUCCGUUAGUUUGCUGUCAUUAAAUGGAAUUUUCAUAUUGAUGGAUAAACACAACUUAAAUUAUCCUGAUUUUUAUAAAAAACUCUACUCCUUAUUGGAUCCUGCAAUCUUUCAUUUCAAAUACAGAGCAAAGUUUUUCAGCAACUUGAACCUCUUUCUGUCGUCAAAAUAUUUACCUGCAUAUAUGUUGGCAGCUUUUAUAAAAAGACUUGCCCGAAUAUCUUUAUAUGCCCCGACACAUGCGCUUGUCCCCACAAUACCAACUAUUUACAAUCUUAUUAACAGACAAAAUGCUUGUAAAGUUUUGAUCAACAGAACUGAAGGACAAACAGAAUAUAGCAGUGACCCCUAUCUUCCUGAUGAGGUUGAUCCUGUCAAAUGUUGUGCCUUAGAGAGCAGUUUAUGGGAACUGCGGGCUUUACAGAGUCAUUACUGCCCUAAAGUAGCUGUCGACAGUCGAAAGGUAAAUCAACUGAAAAAAUCUCAAAAGGAUUUGUCAGAUAUAUUAGAGACCACCACAGAUGAUCUAUUUGCAAAUGAAAUUGAGAGAGGUGAGAAGUUGAAAGAAGUACCUGUAAACCAGUCCUGUCCUUCUGGAAUUUUGACGAAACAAGAUAUGAAAUAUUCAUUUUGGCGUGUAGAAUAAUUUGUACAAGGAUCUUGGGUUUUCAAUAAAAAGAUAAAAGUUUAAA
Molecule: messenger RNA, 3324 nt
Organism: Octopus bimaculoides (California two-spot octopus)
Lineage: Eukaryota; Metazoa; Mollusca; Cephalopoda; Octopoda; Octopodidae
Product: nucleolar complex protein 4 homolog
Biological process (GO): ribosome biogenesis
Cellular component (GO): nucleolus; Noc4p-Nop14p complex; small-subunit processome
Source: RefSeq, a predicted model, not a curated record